Molecule: messenger RNA, 1143 nt
Organism: Lachancea fermentati
Lineage: Eukaryota; Fungi; Ascomycota; Saccharomycetes; Saccharomycetales; Saccharomycetaceae
Source: the annotation of a GenBank genome assembly
AUGCUUCUGUUUCGAACUUUGCGGGCUUCGGUGGUACCCUCGCCAGGAAUGUGUACUGCACGCCUGUUUUCGACGCGUUAUUACUCGCAGGUGAAGGAAGCUACAACGCCCACACCAAUCAACGUCCAGAUGCUCAAAGUGGUGCCCAACGACGCCGAUCUGGUCACUUUGGAAAAGCAGGACGCGCUGAUCAAGAGACGCCGUAAGCUGUCCAAAGAAAUUACAAAGCUCAAGAAGCUCAAACCCGUUUCUCCAGGUUUGAGGUGGUAUCGUGCGCCCAUAUACCCUUACUUACAUAAGGGGAGGCCUGUCCGCUCUCUAACUGUCGCUAAGAGAGGCACUGGUGGUCGGAACAACUCAGGUAAAAUCACUGUUCGUCACCGUGGUGGUGGGCAUAAAAGAAGAAUCCGGAUCGUCGACUUCUCGAGGUUCAAGCCUGGCGAACAGACCGUUCAAAGAAUCGAAUACGACCCAGGCAGAUCUGCUCACAUUGCCCUUUUGAAGCAUAACAAGACCGGUGAGCUUUCCUACAUACUUGCAUGUGAUGGUUUGAGAGCAGGAGAUACCGUUGAGUCUUACAGAAAUGGUGUGCCCGAGAAUUUGCUGCAAGAAAUGGGUGGGAAAAUCGAUCCAGCUAUUCUCAGCGUGCGUACUGCCCAGAGGGGUAACUGUCUACCUAUUUCCAUGAUUCCUAUCGGUGCAAUCAUCCACAACGUGGGUAUCACUCCCGUUGGUCCUGGUAAAUUCUGUCGUGCAGCCGGUACUUAUGCCCGUGUCAUUGCAAAAUUCCAGGAUAAGAAAAAGGCCAUCGUUCGUUUACAAAGUGGAGAGCAACGUUAUGUGUCGCUAGAAGCAUGCGCAACAUUAGGUGUUGUCUCUAACAUUGAUCAUCAGAAUAGGUCCCUUGGUAAAGCAGGAAGAUCUAGGUGGAGAGGUAUAAGACCAACCGUCAGAGGUGUAGCCAUGAAUAAAUGUGACCAUCCUCAUGGUGGUGGUAGAGGUAAGUCCAAAUCCAAAAAACUGUCUAUGUCUCCAUGGGGACAAUUGGCUAAAGGUUAUAAAACCAGAAAGGGUAAAAACCAGAACAGAAUGAAGGUCAAAGACAGACCUAGGGGUAAGUCCGGCAAGGCUAUGAGACAAUGA